Funneliformis mosseae is the source of this 819-nucleotide messenger RNA. The record is from the annotation of a GenBank genome assembly. NCBI's taxonomy places the organism in Eukaryota, Fungi, Glomeromycota, Glomeromycetes, Glomerales, Glomeraceae.
AUGUCUCAUCAAAAUUUAAAACAAGAAAAAGGUGUAGAAAUUGCAUUGGCUUAUUUAAGAGAAGUUAAAAAUCGAUGUAAAAAACCUAAAAUAUUUAAUGAAUUUUGUGAGACUAUGAAAUUAUUUAAAAGAAAAGAAAUUACUGAAAGUAAUUGUCAUAAUGUUGUUAAAAGUCUUUUUAAAGAUGAUCCCGAAUUAUUAGAAGGGUUUUAUGUUUAUUUUCCUAGACAAUCAUUAUCAUCAUCGACUUUUUGCAUAAGCACAACACAAGAAGUUAAAGUGGAUAAUAAAGAAAACAAUACUAAUCAUAUGAACAUUAAAAGCAAAGUUGUUUUUAACAAUGAAAAUGACAAAAAAUUGGAUUUUCGAGAGAAUGAUCGUCAAAGUCAUAUUAUUAUUAGCACCGGAGAAGAGAAAAUGGUGAUGAUCGAUAAAGAAUUGGAAAGUGAAAAUAUCUCUAACAUUAAUCAAGGUACUAAGACAGAAUUUAUUAAUGAAUUUUAUACAAAUUUUCGUUCACCAAAGAAAGAAGCAUCCGAUCUUUCAACAGUUAUUUCUAAUUCUAGAAGUUCUUCAUUCUCUCAAACAUCAUCACCACAAAGUUCUUUCAAAAAUGUUGAGAUUUUUGAUGAUGAUGAUAAUAACAUUACCUCAUUAAAGCCAUCAUCACCUAUAAGAAAGAAAGAUACACAAUUACAACAGCAAAUAGCAUCUUCAUCUCCAGCGUCAAAUUCAUCGGAAACGGGUUUAAGGAGAAGCACUCGUAAUCGUAAAGUUGCUUCGAAACCAGUUGAUGAUGCUUAUGUUUUUUAUAAAUAA